GUCGUACCAGCACCCCAGCCCGUUUCCCUCUCUUCCGGCGUUUCACCGCGUGAACAAAGCUGGCUAGUUCCACUGCCAGUCGCGAAAUGAAACUUUUUAGUGAUCCUGUUGAUCAGAAUGUGAUUGAAAGCCAAGCGGUUCUUCAGGACUACAAGGACUCAAGCUUCUCCAAAGGACACCUCAAUCCUAGUUCUCACCAGAGCACGAAGGAAGACAGAGAAGCCACCUUUACUCUGACAAACAUCGUCCCUCAGCGGGAUGGAUCCAACUGUGGCCCCUGGAGCGAACUGGAGAAUGAGGUGUUGAAAAGAUUCAAGACCUUCUGCAAAGGGCCAAUGUACGUAAUCACUGGUGUCAUGCCUUACGAGUCCGAGACACACUGGAUCAAUAACAGAGUGUCUGUUCCUGAGUACAUGUGGUCUGCUUACUGCUGCCCCUCAUACGUAUCUAAGCUUCAUAAGGAUAUGAAACCGAUCUUUCCUACAUAUGCUGCCGUGGGAAGAAAUGAUCCCAGCAGUGGACAGGAGAUUGUGCCUGUUAAUGCCAAAGUGAAGCCAUCAGUGCGAGGCUAUGAUGUGAGGCAGAUGCCCUUGGAGACCUUGGAGGGUAUCCUGGCCAAGAGGCUGAAAGCGUCAGUCAGUCUGUUUGAUGGCAACUGUAAGAAAUAAAGGAAGUUGCCUUAAUAAAAGAGCUGGUUUUAUUAUUUACUGUUGAGUCAGUUCAUAUUCACACCACUUUGUAAUCAUUUGGAGUUUUAGUAAUAAACUUUAUAAACCUAG
This is a messenger RNA of Girardinichthys multiradiatus, 779 nucleotides long. Its product is annotated as endonuclease domain-containing 1 protein-like. Gene Ontology annotation, molecular function: nucleic acid binding; hydrolase activity; metal ion binding. The record is from RefSeq and is a predicted model, not a curated record. Lineage: Eukaryota; Metazoa; Chordata; Actinopteri; Cyprinodontiformes; Goodeidae. The transcript has 2 exons. Bases 87 to 668 code for a protein of 193 amino acids.